Molecule: messenger RNA, 1769 nt
Organism: Betta splendens (Siamese fighting fish)
Lineage: Eukaryota; Metazoa; Chordata; Actinopteri; Anabantiformes; Osphronemidae
Gene: npy2rl
Product: neuropeptide Y receptor Y2, like
Exons: 6
Coding region: 573-1724 (383 amino acids)
Biological process (GO): G protein-coupled receptor signaling pathway
Cellular component (GO): membrane
Molecular function (GO): neuropeptide Y receptor activity
Source: RefSeq, a predicted model, not a curated record
AACGCCGCUCCGUCUCCUCCUCCUCUCUCUGACCUCCUCCCUCCUGAAAACAGCACCUCCUCCUCUCCUCCUCCGCUCAUCACUGUGCGUAAAGCGCUCCAGUCCGCGUCCGGAGCUCAGGACGGAGACGCAGAGCAGACAGAAGGCGGACGAUGCCGAACCCAACGCGGUCCGUCGGUUCCUGCGCGCGGGACGUAGAUUCCAGCGUUAAUCCGCCGAACGCGUGUACGAGCGUUUUGCUGUGAAUCCAAGAGGCGACGGAGCGAAUGUCAGCGCGCAUCUGCGCUGGAACCGAGCCGCUCAGGUUCUAGGGGUUCACACCGAACCGGACCGAGGCUCGCUGGGAUCCACGGGAUGGGGAUUUAAACUCGCAACCGCUUUGUGUCGCUUCACUCCACGAACGAAGACCAACGAACUGUCUCCGCGCGAGGACAGAGGAGCUCAGGCGGAGCCGGACCCCCUGGUACCGGAGCCGGACCCCCUGGUACCGGAGCCGGACCCCCUGGUACCGGAGCCGGAGACGAGCAGAGGCAGCCACUGAAAUGGCCUGAAUGUGACUCUGAUGACUGGACAUGGAGCCCGUCAGCGCAGAGAACGUGACCCGGGCUGAGCCCAGCGCUGGUCCCACCCCCCCGGCUCUGCCCACGCUGAUGGGAGUCAACUUCCCCGAGGACCCCAUCAAGCUGCUCAGCGUGCAGGUGGUGUUGAUUCUCGCCUACAGCACCAUCAUUGGACUGGGGGUUCUGGGUAACGCUCUGGUCAUCUACGUCAUCUACAGGUUCAAGACGCUGCGCACCGUGACCAACUUCUUCAUCGCCAACCUGGCUGUUGCCGACCUGCUGGUCAACACGCUGUGCCUCCCCUUCACGCUGGUCUACACGCUGCAGGGCGAGUGGACGUUCGGCAGCACGCUGUGCUUCCUGCUGCCCUACGCCCAGGGCCUCGCUGUGCACGUCUCCACGGUGACGCUCAACGUCAUCGCGCUGGACCGACACCGGUGCAUCGUGUACCACCUGGAGACCAGGAUGCGAAAGGACGUGUGCUUUGGCGUCAUAGCAGUGACGUGGGUUCUGAGCGCCGUCCUGGCAAGUCCUCUGGCCAUCUUCAGAGAGUACGGCUCCUUCACCCUGCAGCCCGGACACACGAUACAGGUCUGCACAGAGAAGUGGCCUGGUAAAAGCACCGACGGCACCGUCUACAGCAUCUCCAUGUUGAUCCUGCAGUACUUCCUGCCGCUCUCCAUCAUCUCCUUCGCCUACGCGCGCAUCUGGUCCAAGCUGCGCGGCCACGUCAGCCCCGCGGACGGCGCCGGCGCCGGCUCCGAGCGCCACCGCCGGCGCCGCAACACCACCAAGAUGCUGGUGACCAUGGUGGUGGUGUUCGCCGUGAGCUGGCUGCCCUUCCACGCCUUCCAGCUGGCCACCGACAUCGACAGCUCGGUGCUGGACAUGCGCCACUUCCGCCUCCUCUACACCGUCUUCCACGUGGGCGCCAUGUGCUCCACCUUCGCCAACCCGCUGCUCUACGGCUGGAUGAACCGCAACUACCGCGCCGCCUUCCUCGCCGUCUUCAGGUGCCGCGAGGCCGGGGAGCGGGGGAGGGGCCGGCUGGACAGCGUCCACCCGGCCGGGGGAGGGGGAGGGGGAGGAGGGGGGAGGGGCAAGAAGACUGUGCUGGAAACACAGGACGCGGCGGCAACGCGCCUCAACGCCACCGACGUCUGAGAGUGAGGGAGGUGGAGACGAGGAGGAGGUGGAGACGUGGAGGAG